This is a messenger RNA of Ictidomys tridecemlineatus (thirteen-lined ground squirrel), 1947 nucleotides long. It is a transcript of the gene Orc4, whose product is annotated as origin recognition complex subunit 4. Gene Ontology annotation, cellular component: nuclear origin of replication recognition complex; nucleus. Gene Ontology annotation, biological process: DNA replication initiation; DNA replication. Lineage: Eukaryota; Metazoa; Chordata; Mammalia; Rodentia; Sciuridae. The record is from RefSeq and is a predicted model, not a curated record. Gene Ontology annotation, molecular function: ATP hydrolysis activity; DNA replication origin binding.
GUCAGGCACGCCAGCGGCCAAAGAAGAAUCGAAAGUGGUAGGGUGGAAAGCUGCAGCGAAUAUUGGGAAGGGGCAGGCUUUUCUAGGCCGGGCAGGCCAGAGCGAAGCGGGAUCUGUCUGUCUCCUAGCCUCCCCAUGAGCCUGUCAACGCAUCCUGACUAAUGCAGGAAGUGCUGAGGAUACUGCCUCUGCAGGGGAUUGUAGGAUUGAAUUUUAUUGGAAAUGAACAGUCGUAAAUCAAAGAGUAACAACUUAAUACAUGCAGAGUGCCUUUCUAAGGUACAAAGAAUAUUACGUGAAAGAUUUUGUCAUCAGAGUCUACAUACUAAUCUAUAUGGACUUCAAGCACAGUACAAACAUUUAAUUGAGCUACUAAAAAGAACUGCUAUCCAUGGAGAAAGUAACUCUGUACUUAUUAUUGGACCCCGAGGAUCAGGAAAGACCACGUUAAUAAAUCAUGCUUUGAAAGAACUCAUGGAUAUAGAAGAGGUGAAUGAAAAUGUAUUACAAGUUCACCUAAAUGGACUGCUGCAGAUCAAUGAUAAAAUUGCUCUGAAGGAAAUCACAAGGCAGUUAAAUCUGGAAAAUGUAGUUGGAGAUAAAGUUUUUGGAAGCUUUGCUGAAAACCUUUCAUUCCUUCUGGAAGCUUUAAAAAAAGGUGACCGAACUAGCAGUUGCCCGGUGAUCUUCAUAUUAGAUGAAUUUGAUCUUUUUGCUCAUCAUAAGAACCAAACACUCCUCUAUAAUCUUUUUGACAUUUCUCAGUCUGCACAGACUCCAGUAGCAGUUAUUGGCCUUACAUGUAGAUUGGACAUUUUGGAACUCUUAGAAAAAAGAGUGAAGUCAAGAUUUUCUCACCGGCAGAUACACUUAAUGAAUUCAUUUGGGUUUCCACAGUAUGUAAAAAUAUUUAAAGAAGAGUUAUUACUACCUGAAGAAAUUUCAGAUAAGCAUUUUGCUGAGAAGUGGAAUGAGAAUGUUCAGUGUCUUUCAGAAGAUACAAGUGUGAGAGAAGUUCUACAAAAGCAUUUUAAUAUCAGCAAAAACCUGCGGUCCUUACAUACACUACUGAUGCUAGCUUUAAGUCGAGUAACAGUAUCACAUCCAUUUUUGACUGCAGCAGACUUCAUGGAGGCAAACCAGCUUUGUAGCAUGGAUUCUAAAGCAAAUAUUGUGCAUGGUCUAUCAGUCUUAGAAAUCUGUCUUAUAAUAGCAAUGAAACAUUUAAAUGAUAUCUAUGAAGAGGAGCCCUUUAAUUUUCAAAUGGUCUAUAAUGAAUUUCAGAAGUUUGUUCAAAGAAAGGCCCAUUCUGUGUAUAAUUUUGAGAAACCUGUUGUCAUGAAGGCAUUUGAACACUUACAACAAUUAGAAUUAAUAAAGCCUAUGGAAAGAACUUCAGUAAAUUCACAGAGAGAGUACCAGCUGAUGAAACUGCUUUUGGAUAAUACUCAAAUUAUGAAUGCUCUGCAGAAAUACCCCAACUGUCCUACAGAUGUUAGGCAGUGGGCAACAUCCUCAUUAAGCUGGUUAUGAACAUGGCUUUCAGCAUUUCAGGCAUACACCUCCAAAGAACUAAAAGCUGCUGUCGUUGUAACAAGAAAUGUUAUUAUAUUCCUUUAUAUUUAUAAAAAUUUUUGUAUUUAUGAACAACUGUUGGACGUGUGAUGUCUUAGCUCUGUGUCUUGCCUUUGGAUCAUGAGUAUUUUUGUCAUUUGUAAUUCCAGGGAUCAAUUUAGAUUGUCCUAUAAGCAGUUAAAAAGAAUAAAAUGUGACUGCUCUAAGGAUUGAAUCAGGUGGUUAUUUAACACUUGUUAAGCAUCUGUGUGGUACAUUUGAAGAGUUCAUUCCUGCCAAACAUCCUGAUAUUUUUACAAAUCUUAAAAAUCAGUAAAGAAACAUAAGAAUUGAUGUGAAUAAAUAAAUAAAUGCGAUCGCCUUUUGGUUCCA